This is a messenger RNA of Westerdykella ornata, 2231 nucleotides long. RefSeq lists its product as uncharacterized. NCBI's taxonomy places the organism in Eukaryota, Fungi, Ascomycota, Dothideomycetes, Pleosporales, Sporormiaceae. The coding region runs from base 54 to 1970 and encodes 638 amino acids. The record is from RefSeq and is a predicted model, not a curated record. The transcript is spliced from 3 exons.
GCACCCUCCCACCCUAGACCAAAUCCCAAUGUCCGGCUCAUCAAUAUAGCGAAAUGGCACCUCUGGAUCGCGCUGAACAUCGGCAACAGCGUAUGCGUGGCGCUGGCGUCGCGAAUGUCCAGACAAACUUCAGUUUCAACCUUGGGGCCCUGUCGCGGCCCGCUAAACAGGUUUCGCUUCCGCCUCCGCUCCCGCGGACACGCACACCUGUCGCCAAUACUCCACCUGGCCGCCCGGGAUCCGCUCAGCGACAUCGCAGCGCGUCUGUUAAGAGUAGUUCCGUCAAAAGGGGGCCUCAAACAGCGCGGCAAGGAAUCGUCACUCCGCAGCUGGGGAAGAGAAAGCGGGGCUCGGAUGAGGCAGCGGGAACAGACGCCAAUGAUGUGGACGAACUCAGCCCCGAACACCACCUUGGGAACCCAAGCCCGACCGAAAUAGCCAUACGAAUUGCGAAAACCGUCUCGCCAGUCCGCGAGGUAGAUGAUGACAUGCAAGAUGAGUUGUCACUUCUGGAUGUUGUCAAUCACGAGGCGCCGGCGUCCCUUUUCACGAAACCUGUAAGAAAUGAUUCAAGCACACCCAAGAUCCGUGAUACACCUUCAAAUAUAGACAAUCAAGCACGCGGUCUCUCGAAACCCGUACCGGUCACCCCUGUCGGACCUAUUAUUCGCAAACAACGGCUGGAUCAGAAGGUUGGACAGACUGGGCAAGCCCCGGAAGGAAACAGGAAGGAGCGAGGGCUAUCUCAACCUGAUUCUGAUAUUCGACAGUCGGCUUCGCAUAAUAAGUCGACGGCAGGCGAGACAUUCAUUGAAGAUGAUGUUGAUGAGUUAUCCCCGGAACAAAGCAGCGCGAGAGGGUUUCAAUCAGCGUCCACAACGCAAGCCUUCCUUCAGCAGACCCCAACCAUCAGUACCGGCCAAAGAGGGCCGGAAUCGACAACAUCUCCCAAGGGAGGGCGGCUCCGUGUAAUGGCGACACACGAGGACGAUGAAGAAGAAGACAUAGUGCAGUCUACGCCAGCCUUGGAUAAGCCACGUCGUAUACAACGCGAAAGUAUCGACGUCGCCGAAAGCCGACGCGGAUCAGAGGCGAAUCCAGACCAUGAGGACCACGGCGCGCAUACGGCUCGCCGGGAACGUGAUCAGGCUCGCCGCAGCCCUGAAGAAAGUGGCGGCAAAUCCCCCUCACCUGAGGAGUUCGACGAUGGGCAGCAGGAAAGCGAUGAGAUCCCUCCGAUGCAGCGUCGCACACCUCCAUUUCGCGCUCGUGCCCCCGGGAAGAAGACUAUGACCAAAUUGCCAGCCGAAAAACCUGCGAAAAAGCGGCGGAAGACGGGGCCUUCUCAAAUCAUACAGGUCAUGCGUCUGAAGGGCUUUGCCGUGAAUGCUCUCACUGUAGUUGAUACGACGCGUAAUCUGAUGGAAGAGUGGACAACACAUCGCAUCAAUAAGAUGACCGAGCAAUUGACAAAUGUCAAUGAUGGGUCGCGUGCCAAAUUGAUCCGACACCACAGAAACGUCAUUCUGGCUUAUAGAGACCAGCUAGAGGACGAUCUGCUCGAGCUCCAGGAUGCCAAUGACACUAGCAUUGAUAACGUCAAGAAACUCAAACAAUUCAGUAGUGAGAACAAGCGCCUAAGAAAGGAGUACUUUCAGCUUCAGCGUGAUCGUGAGCAGAUAGCGCUCGAAACCGAUGACAUUACAGAAGGCUUUCUGAAUGAAAAGAAGGACAUUGAGACUCGACAUGGGCUCAGCUCUUCGCUAUAUGAUAUCCAAGCCGCCAUACAAAGCGGGAAAGAGAAGGCUCGGGCGGAAGGCCGGGAGAAUGAAGGGCCAGAAUUACCCCUUAACAUGUUACUGGAGAAUGUCUCGAUGAACUUUGGACAGUCCACUGGGCUUCUAUGGAAGAUAAAGGAUCUGAACGGCUUUCUCGGCAAAACUGCAAGUCUGCUGGAAAGGAAGGUGUGAAGUGUUAGGUCGGCACUGAUGUGUUGCCGACUCGAUGAACUUGCUACUGCUUGCAUACUAGCUACUUGAAUCAAGUUCGUUGGGAACCAGAACCGUGUCCACGUUGGGAUCACUGGCCGCGACAGUGAGUGCGCUACGUUCAUGAGGCGAAGAUGUUAUUGGUCAUGGAAGCGCGGUGGGUUGCCGUUCAGGAAUCACAAUGUCGUGGCAAACAUCUCCACGCAUCCCCGUUAUCCAUAGCUAGCCUACGAACUGUCCAAG